AUGGAGCAACAAUCAGCAGCAGAAAAUAUGUUUGAAAGGAAAUGUAAAUCAAACAUCACCACCUUUUUCCUGACGCUGCAAGGCCUAGCAGCGUCGGUGUACUAUUCUGCCGAGGAGAUUGAGGUCCUGGAAGAUAUGUCGCGGCCAGGUCGCCCGAGGAAAGGCGUGGUUAAGGACGGCGUCUUGAAGAAAGAAAGAUUGAGGCAGCUGAAAGGGCUGAAAGAAGAAUUAAGGGAGAACGCAGGAACUAUGACGUCGAUGUUCAAUUCUCUCUUUCGUUCUGGUCGCCCUAUCGGCUGUUUCUGUGGUGAAUGCCUAAUUCCUUUGCCUUCUUCAAGGGAAGCUCAGGCAAUUCUGGAAGCCAAUCGUGAAGCGAGGCCUAAAAUUAGGCCACGAACCAUGGUUUGGCUUACGGAAGGAGCCGAAAAUGCCUUAUCCUCGCGGCCUGGUCCUUCCUGGGAACCGCAACCUGGCCCAUCUUGGGAAGAACAACCUGGUCCAUCUUGGGAAGAACAACCUAUUAUGGUUGUUGAGGAGCAACCUGUUCCCAACGUUGCUGAGCCACAGGUGCCAGGUUGCGACCCUUCAACUGGGCCCUUCUGGAGGCCCUUUGAAGAUGCUCCCGGGACCAUCCAGUCCACUUCGUCCUCGGACUUACAUUCAGGGUCUUCCUGGUUCCUAAGGCCAGAAACAGAGGAAGACCCUCUGAAAAUUCCAUUGUGCGUAUGUGAAAUAGAAGCUGGAGGUAUUGGCAGUGUUGUUAAAGGUUUGCAUGCAUCCAGCAGGCGGCCAUCGCUGUGCAACAUGCGCACUUGGAGAAUAGCUUCACUCUCCGGUCGAUGUAUGUGA
Messenger RNA from Leptopilina boulardi, 849 nucleotides. RefSeq lists its product as uncharacterized. The transcript is spliced from 5 exons. Bases 1 to 849 code for a protein of 282 amino acids. The record is from RefSeq and is a predicted model, not a curated record. Lineage: Eukaryota; Metazoa; Arthropoda; Insecta; Hymenoptera; Figitidae.